AUAAUAUACAAAAUAUACGGCUGUGUCAGUGUGUUAUACACUAUAGUCUGCUAUACAUAUAUUGUAGUAUACGCCACGGACGGACUACGGACGAAAGGAACUGAAAGAUUAAUUUUACUUUUUACAUCAUUUAAAUAAUUGUGAACCAAAUCUUCACUAUUUUACUUCACUUUGCAGAAAUAACAAUAAAUCAUGUCGUCCCGCAAGACAGCCGGCCGCCGUGGCACCAACAAGAAGAGAGCCCAGCGCGCCACUUCCAAUGUGUUUGCUAUGUUCGACCAAGCUCAGAUUGCAGAGUUUAAGGAGGCUUUUAACAUGAUUGAUCAGAACAGGGAUGGCUUUGUUGAUAAAGAUGACCUCCAUGACAUGCUUGCUUCUCUUGGCAAGAACCCAGCAGAGGAUUAUCUGGAGGGUAUGAUGAAUGAGGCACCGGGGCCCAUCAACUUCACUAUGUUCCUCACACUGUUUGGUGAGCGCCUCCAAGGAACUGAUCCUGAAGAUGUCAUCAAAAAUGCUUUUGGGUGUUUUGAUGAAGAGAACACGGGCGUGAUACCGGAGGAGCGUCUGCGCGAGCUGCUGACCACCAUGGGCGACCGCUUCACCGACGACGACGUGGACGAGAUGCUCCGCGAGGCGCCCAUACGCGACGGGCUCUUCGACUAUGUCGAGUUCACGCGAAUUCUCAAACACGGCGCCAAAGACAAGGACGAACAAUAAGAUUAAGAUGUAUUUAAUAUGGCAGGUUUGUUAUUAUGCCCCAAAUUUAAGGUCCAUUUCAUUAGUUGUAACAGCUAUCCCGAAUUGAGUUUUCUUAAUUGGGAUAAAUAAUUUCAUCCAUAAAAAGGUAAUGGGUAAAGAUAAGUGAAAAAUUAAUGAGGAGGCGGUGAACAAAAUGAUGUAGUUAUGCUUCUGAGGAAAAUACUUUUUUAAAGAUCUGGAAUACAAAUCGAAAUCAUUUAUUUCUGAGCAAAAUGCCAUAAAAUUGUGUUAAAAUAGAGUUCAAAGCUCCAAUAUGGAUUAAAAUGUUUCAGCAGCUUUCAUUCAGUUUUUUUUUUUCGUUUUUCUGUAAAAUUUUAUUUUGUGUAAUUGCAACGUUUUGUUGGCCUUUUCAAGUUGUAGACUUUCCAAAUCUAUAUACAUAAUAUGUUUAAACCUGCUAAUUUCGUUAAAACCUGCCUUAUUAAUAUUUUAUCAAUUUUUAUUAAAAUUUUGUAAUCAUGUUAUACUUACCUAUGUAUUUAUGUUAUACCUAUUCACAAAAACUAAUCCACUUUGUAUCAGAGGAAUCUGUUUAGAUAUUAAGUUAUGAUUGUAUGGAAUUCAACAAUCUCGAAUGUCAGCGAGGUGCUAAAGAUAGAUAGGUACUACAUAAUAUAUGGAUUUGUUGCAUUUUGAUUGAUUUUAUAUUAUAUGCAUUUGUUUAGGGAGAUAAAUGAUGAUAUACUUACUAAUUAAUUCCAGAAAAUUACAUGAGCUAAUAUAAGUUUAAGACUACAUCGUUAAAAAGAUAUGAUCGGAAACGCCAACUGGUUUCCUCAUAGUUAGUGUUGUAUGGUGUUACCAAAAAACAGGAAAUGAGUCAUUACAGUGGUCAUGAUUUGAGGUUGGCUCUUAUCCAUAGUAAAUGUGAAAGCGAAUACAAACAGAUUUUGUCGCAAAAUGCGUCAUUGCGUGUAUUUUAUGACCAUACGUUGCGUUUUAGUCAAAAUUUUGUCAUUUAUGUUGUUCACCUCGAUUCAACAAACGCUACCUGAAAUUUGUCUAUAGUUUUAGACCGAUGCAUGUGGACAUAACAAAUUAAUGCUAACAUAAUCCUAAAAGCCCAUGAACAUUGGGUGUGACGUUUGAUUUAUUGAUGCAUUUAGUAUUCAUUGGAUCUGUAUCCUGUAUAUUAUGUGGGCUGUAUACAUAUACAGUUUAUAGGGACACAUAAACUUACAACAUAAGUCACUUAGGUCGACUUGCAUCAACAUUUUAAACCAGUUUAAAUUAAAUUUUCUAUCGUCUUUUUCUUGUCAACCAUGAAAUAAAGUCAAAAAGUGACUGCAUUAGAAAUUAAACGUGAUCAAGGAUUUUGGUGCAAGUGGGCCUUAUAUUUUUCAAAACACUAAUUUAUCGUGCUCAGCUAAAAUGUACCUCAACCAAUAUGUUGUAAAAUUAUGAUAUUACAACUUAAUAAAAUUAUCUUGGUCUUAAACUUCUUAAAUUAUCUUGAUUUUGUUUUAAUUUUGCGAUAGUUUAGCUCUAAACUAUCAAAAAGUUAAAUUAUUAAGAGUUGAUUCAAAAGAGUGAUUGAUAUUAUAAUGAAUGAUUUAACAAAGUAUUAAGUAAAAUCAUUCCGUUUUAGCAGACAACUGUAAUUAACUUAAGUAUGAAUUAUGAGUUAAAAAUAAGGUCCAACCAUACUUAUUAUAUGGCAAUUUAUUAAGUUUUAGAAAUGUAACCAUUUACUAUGCAAUCACGUAUGUACUUAUUGCGUUUUUUAUAAUAAACUCUUCUCAUUAUUA
This is a messenger RNA of Maniola jurtina (meadow brown), 2507 nucleotides long. RefSeq names its product myosin regulatory light chain sqh (gene sqh). The record is from RefSeq and is a predicted model, not a curated record. Gene Ontology annotation, biological process: locomotion; post-embryonic development. The transcript has 4 exons. NCBI's taxonomy places the organism in Eukaryota, Metazoa, Arthropoda, Insecta, Lepidoptera, Nymphalidae. Gene Ontology annotation, molecular function: calcium ion binding; myosin heavy chain binding. The coding region runs from base 193 to 717 and encodes 174 amino acids. Gene Ontology annotation, cellular component: cytoplasm; myosin II complex.